Necator americanus (New World hookworm) is the source of this 1989-nucleotide messenger RNA. RefSeq lists its product as uncharacterized. The transcript is spliced from 17 exons. Gene Ontology annotation, cellular component: mannosyltransferase complex; endoplasmic reticulum membrane. Gene Ontology annotation, biological process: GPI anchor biosynthetic process. The record is from RefSeq and is a predicted model, not a curated record. Lineage: Eukaryota; Metazoa; Nematoda; Chromadorea; Rhabditida; Ancylostomatidae. Gene Ontology annotation, molecular function: GPI mannosyltransferase activity; alpha-1,6-mannosyltransferase activity. The coding region runs from base 1 to 1989 and encodes 662 amino acids.
AUGCCGAUUCCAUCGCUAUCACCUUGUUGGAGACGUGACAAUUAUGCAAACUCUCCGCUUUUUAUGGAAUCACUUUCAUUUCCUCGAUUACCAGCCUUAAUUUGCAAUGUAAACAAUCAUAAAACUCGUAUAGCUAGUUUUUAUGGCAAAAGUGAUCAACGGAAGGAAACCAGUGGUAUCCGUCAACUCUCCUCAGCAAACAAACGAUUUGAGCGUUUUAAGGAUGUUAUAAGAUUCACCAAUUUAGUGGCAAUGGAAGAAAUAGAGGAGGAACAAGAGAGUUCAUGUAGCGAAGGAGUGAAAGCCCUCGAUGAUUACGCUGUUGAUACCACAGAAGAAAGCGACAGCUUCUCUCCUGUUAUUAACGGCGGCUCAGCUUCUGCAACUCCUGUGAAACAAAUCUCCAGCGGAAAUGGCGAUCUGAAAGCUCUCAAACCGAAAAUAUUCUCCUACUUUUCCAUUCCGUCUUUCAUAAUAUGUGAGAAGUCCGACGAAGGCGAUAGCAGUGACUUUUUCGACACAUCUCCUUCUCAAAUCAAAGACUUUCUGUUUGCACAAGUUCUAGGCAUACGAAUCUUUGUUUUUGUGCUGCAGUUGUUGUUCAAUUCUUGGGACUUUUCAACUGAUGCUUUCAAAGGUGUCCCAAUUGAAGAAGAAGAAUUAUCUCGGCUAGAUCAUGUUAUUCAACGAAUUUUCGCUGGAUUUAAGCGCUGGGAUGCGGUGCACAUGUUACAUAUAGCCCAACAUGAAUACGUGUUUGAGAACAGUUUGGCGUUCUUUCCGUUCUAUCCUAUGGCAAUCAGAAUUCUUUCAAUGGCAUGGGCAACACCGUUUGUGCAUUUUGGAGUCCUGCAUGUGUCGUCAGCUUUGCUCGUAUCAGCCGUGGCGCUAAAUUUGGCUUGUUUCGUCGCAGCGGCAGCUGUAUUGUACCAAAUAGUACGAAUUGUAUCGCGUUCAGUGAAACAAUCCAUUAUUGCGGUGCUUUUGUUUUCUGCGAACCCGGCCACUAUUUUCUUCUCAGCAGCUUAUACAGAAUCGCUUUAUUGUCUGUUGACAUUCACCGGGAUCUGGUUGCUUCUCGAAGACAGUCAGCCAUUUUCCACCCGUUAUCUUGGGUCGUUGCUUUGUUUUGGCCUUGCUUAUGCUACAAGAUCAAAUGGUCUUAUCAAUCUUGGCUACGUGGGUUUCUUUUGCUUCACUGAGUUCCUCCUCAGUACAGAUCCGGAAAACCCACGGCAACGUUGUGUGGUUUUCAAAAGGCCUUUCACAGAGAUCAUCACUAAAGCAGGAGUUUUCAUCCUACGUUUGGUAUUGGCUGUGUUUUCCAUUUCGUUGCCUAUCUUUGUCCAUGGCCGUCGUCAACAAAUCGCUUUUUGCUCGCAGUCGUCGAUUAACAAUGUACCAACUACACUACAGCAUUUUGCAGCUGAUCACAAGCUGGUUACGGUUGGAAGAACAGAUGUGAUUGAUUGGUGCAACGUGACAUCUUCAAUCUUUCCACCAUUCUACGCAUCUGUCCAAUCCAAAUACUGGCAUGUAUCGUUAUUUGGGUACUGGCAACUACGUAAAAUACCAUGCUUCCUAAUGGCUGCGCCCGCUUUUUAUCUGGUUGUAUUUGGAGCACAUCAAACAUUUUAUCGCGCACGAUCAAAGAGUAGUUUGUUGCAUCUCUUGGCCGACAAUGGUGACCACGUGCCAUACACUCUUCAUGCGAUUUUCAUGGCUCUAGGUGCACUAUUAGUGUAUAAUGCAGAGAUCCUGACAAGGAUGCUCUUUUCUAGUUCUCCCUUUCCUUAUCUAGUGCUUGCCCGAUGGAUAUCUAAAGUGACACCACAGGUACGUCUGUCAGAUCUUUUCGUACCGCAGCCACUUCCAUUUUUCACAUAUUUCUGUCGUCGAGGACUCCCAGAAUUUCUACUCUAUCUAUAUCUCAUGGUGUACCUAGUUUUUGGAACGACAACACAUGCAAUGUGGUUGCCGUUCACAUGA